AAAGUUAGUAAACGACAACACUUUAUUUUUCUGCGUAUCAGAUCAUAAAGUGUCGAAAGAAAGUCGUCAUUGAAAUUUUCACAAAUCGAGACAUCAGCAAUAAAUAAAUUUUGAAAUAUGUUUCGCCUUUUUGUGGUAAUGACGGUGCUCUUUAUGACGAUUGACGCGCAAUUAAACAGGACUUCGUUGCACGAGAUGGAUGGAGAAUCUUCGGAAAAAGUUGGCACCAUCUUGCAAGAAGUCCCUUCGUUAGGUAGUAAUCUUCCUUCAGUACGUUUGACCAAUUACAAAAACAUACUUUACUAUGGCGACAUUCAAAUUGGAACUCCACCGCAAGAAUUUCAAGUUAUAUUUGAUUGUGGUUCCACACAUCUUUGGAUAUUUUCCAUAAAUUGCACACUCCCUUUCUUAGGACGUUUUAAAUAUAAUGGUAUGUAUUCCUACACAUAUAUACCAAAUAAUACUCAGAUUGAUAUAGAAUACUUCGAUUACACGGUACAUGGAUUCCUAUCUACUGAUACAGUGAAUGUUGCCAACUUCCAUAUCGAGAAUCAAACAUUUGCAGAAGUGGUAGACGUAUCAAACGUAAAUAAUUUUACUUCGCAUAUAAAUAUAUUUGAUAACCGAAGAUUUGAUGGUAUCUUAGGCCUAAUACCUUCCAAUUUAUAUGAUGAUGCAGUAACGCCUGUCUUUGGUAACAUGAUUCAACAAGGACUAUCAUCACGCAUUUUCAGUUUUUAUCUAAACAGAGACCCUAACUCAGCAAAUUUAGGUGGUAAAUUGACAUUCGGUGGUUCCGAUCCUGCUUAUUACGAAGGGAAUUUUACAUAUGUUCCUGUUAGUAUCAAAGGAGUGUGGGAAAUUACCAUAGAUAGUAUCGAAAUAAAUAUGGUUACUUGGUGCAAGAGAUACUGCCAAGCUAUCAUUGAUACAAGUAUUUGGAGAAUAAUUGGACCAGAAAAGGAUAUUUCAUUUAUUAAUCGAUUUAUUAGAACUAGUAAACGGGGAAGAGUGAAUUGCAAUAGAAUUUCCAAAUUGCCUACAAUCAAGUUUAAUUUGGGUGGUGAGGCCUUCAAUCUUACCGGUAAAGAUUACACCAUUCGGGAUCCAGAUAAUGAAAGUAAAUGUUUAACCGUCUUCUGGAAACACGACCCAACAUAUGACAGCAAAGAAAAAUGGAUUCUGGGCAUGCCAUUUAUGGGGCGCUACUACACCGAGUUUGAUAUGGAGAGAGACCGAGUGGGAUUUGCUUUGUCGAAAAACGUAUAGAAUUCAUCAAAAUGUAUAGAAAAUUUUUCAUUGCCAUUUUCAUUACCUUUUAUUGUAUACUUUAUCAUCAAUUUUUAAAUAAUUUGCUUAGUUUUCAAUAGCAAAAAAAAAUUUAAUCAUUUUUAAUCGCCAACUGACAAAGUUUAAAUAUUAUCAAUGUAAAUUUUUGCGUAAUACGUGCAUAAUUGUGUCCUAAUUUUUAACAGCAAUACUUUAUCUUGAAAGUGGCUGACAUGAGCUUAUUGCUAAUUAGAAUGUGCGAAUUUUUGGGAACAGUGUCAUCUGCUAAGUCCAUUGUUGCAUGGCCGUCUAGUCGAUAUAAUCAAUUUACUUUUUCGAAAUGAUUAUUUUUUUUCCAUUAUUAUUCUUAAUCACGCGCACGUUUAAUAAUUUAUUUUAAUACAAUUUGGUUUAAUUAUGAAAAAAAAUAUUUAAAUAAUAUAUUUUUAAGUUUGAUUGAUCGAUAGGAUGGAUCGAUAACAUGGAUAUGUUUCGAAUGCGCGCGAUUGUAUAUAUAAUAGUCACCAAAUGUCGAUAAAUGGCUCUAGUAGCCGAGUACAAUUUCUUCUUUUUAUGUUGCAACGUACAGAAAGAAAUUUACCAGAAAUUUCAAAAAUAUGAUUCGUUUUUUCGUAGCAGUGGUGCUGAUUCACGCGGAAAUCCAAAGUCAAGUUAAUGCAUUGUAUCGUGUGUUUACAUUACGUAUCGGUAUAAUAAAUGUUGAUUUUUCUAAAAUCAAUCUAUCUUGUCGUGAUCACAUUCGAUUUUCUGAAAUCCAAAACCUAUGUAAAUGUGAUUACAUUCAUAAAACGUUGAUAAAUCCUAAAUAAAAGGUUAUUCAAUGCGAUGAGCAA
Molecule: messenger RNA, 2123 nt
Organism: Camponotus floridanus (Florida carpenter ant)
Lineage: Eukaryota; Metazoa; Arthropoda; Insecta; Hymenoptera; Formicidae
Product: lysosomal aspartic protease-like
Exons: 8
Coding region: 118-1269 (383 amino acids)
Biological process (GO): proteolysis
Molecular function (GO): aspartic-type endopeptidase activity
Source: RefSeq, a predicted model, not a curated record